Molecule: messenger RNA, 445 nt
Organism: Armigeres subalbatus
Lineage: Eukaryota; Metazoa; Arthropoda; Insecta; Diptera; Culicidae
Exons: 2
Coding region: 139-381 (80 amino acids)
Source: RefSeq, a predicted model, not a curated record
AACGCUUCUUCUCGUUUUUCGUGGUUUUAAUUUUUGUCCUGUAUAAAAGAGUGUGUCCAGCGUGGAGUUCAACUUAGUUGAUCAGUUAGAAGGAUUGCGUUCAGAGCUUUAGACGAGUUCCCUAGUUUUCGUUCCAAAAUGGCAAAGUUGGUUAUCGCCCUUGUUCUCUCCGUUUUGAUCGUUGUUGUGGCUGCCAGGCCCGAUCAUGGAAAGCAACAUAAGCCGCAGGCUCACCACCAACCUCAGCCGCAUCAAGCGCAAGUGCACCACCAGGCGCAAGGCCAUAAGCAGGCUCAACACCAACCACAGGCUCAUCACGGUGUCAGCAACCACGGUUCCAGUCAUGGACCGCAGCAUAAUAAUCAGAAGAAGCAUCACUGAGCAGCGUCCGGUAGUUCAAUAUUUAAUUAAUAAUGGAAAAUAAACGUUUGAAGUUUUCGUGUAA